Chilo suppressalis (striped riceborer) is the source of this 14565-nucleotide messenger RNA. NCBI's taxonomy places the organism in Eukaryota, Metazoa, Arthropoda, Insecta, Lepidoptera, Crambidae. The record is from the annotation of a GenBank genome assembly.
UUUUUCUAAUUAAUGACACAUGAUAAAAUUAUUGACUUCUUAAACCACUGAGGAAAACAUUAUCAGUAAAACAAAUAACUUUAAUUCACUGAAGUAUAUUAAUUCGCUAUCCCCAUUAUAUUAAACAAAGAAUGGAUAAGCUUGGGUCAGUUACGCAGUGUUUUGUGUCAAUAUACUGCGUUUGCCAUUAUUAAGGGUGUAAAAGCUAUUAAAUAUAGGCAGAUUAUCCGAUAAAAGGCAGCAAAAUCAGUUGGAAAGAUUUUUUGCACAGCAAUAUAAUUUGCAAAAAAAGCACAUUGAACUUUGUGCAUAAAAAUCAUAAGUACUAAAACUAUAAAUAAGCUUUCAGAUAGAUAUUAAUAAAUGGAACAUUUUGUUUUCAUUACAAACAAACAUUAUGUUCAUUCAUCAAGAACUAUUCAUUCAAAUAUCGUUCAUUCUUUUAAUGUCACUUCUCUAAUUUUGUGUUGGUGUACGCUCGAACAAUUGCAUAGUUACAUAAAAAUUGUUAGCGUGUGUGCGUUUUUUUAUGUGUGUGACGUAAUUUUUGAAGUGUGCGUUUAUAGCAACAACACGCUCGUGUUUGUGGGAGUAUUGCAUAUUUUCAUUAGUGUGCUAUACGUGUGUACCUCGUCCCGCACCAAAAAUGGUGAAAAAUUUUGUUCGGCGAGUGAACGCUAUGGCACCUCCUGGUAUAAAUGCUCUGAGAGGCCAAUAGUUAUUCUGCACUAUUCAAUAGAUCAAAAUUGUUAAUGUAUAUUUGUUUCUGAGAUCAAGAACGCCAAUUUACUCAAAAAUCACAGUCGAGAUGUAAUAUGCCCGUUAAUAAUCUCUUUUAAAUGUAGUGCUGUGCUCUCCCGCAUGCUGGAUCCGGCAAGAUGGAUAGUGAGCAAAGGACUUUACCACAGCAAGUAAUCUAUGGACUUCACAACACUAGUGUCACUAGUCUGUGCACUUUUGUAAAAGGAUAAAAUGCUUUUUUUUUGGCGGGAUUUGAUCGAGUGUGGUUGGCGUCUUAUUUUAAUUAUUUUCAAAUUCGUUCAGAGUGGAUAUUGUGAAAUAAAAUUGGUGUGAUUUUGUGUUACAACUGUCUGCGUAACUGAAGAAUUAGUAGAAUCGUCAAAAUAUACGCUAUUCCGAUCAAGUGGACGUGAGAAUUUUACUGUAGUAUUGACUACCUCACAGAAGCUUAUCGAAAAAGCCAGCUUGAUACAUUUCGUGCCAAACACUUCAAGAAACAUUAGAAUGCGUCACACCGACAUUCUAAUGUAAAAUGAAAAACAGAAUAAUUUAACUUAGGACAAGGCUGUAUGGGCAUUGUUCCCCUUGCCUUCCCUAAAAAGGGAGAAUUUAACAAAAAAAAAAGAAAAGGAUAAAAUGGCUUCAGCGUGAUGUUUCUGUAAUCGUAAUUUUAUUGCUUACUUACAGAAAUAUUGACCAUAUCCUGUGAAAAUAUGGGAUCAUAUGCUAAGUUUGUUUCAGAAUAUUGUAAAACUUGGGAAAUAUCAGGAAGAGAACAAUUUAUUAAACAUGUGACCCAAACUAUUAAAGAUGACAAUAAGAGUCCAUUAUUUUCUAAAUCUGGAAAGCUUUCUGGUUUAUCUCAAAAUCUUUAUGAUUUAAUGCUGUGUGGACUUCGUGGAAAUCUUAAGAAAGAUGCAAUUCUAUCAACCCUUAGAGACAUAUGUGUGUUGCAUGCAGAUAUACCAUCAAUAGUUUUAGAUGUAGUGUGCAUAUUAGAUGCUGAAACAUGCAUAGAUGUUCAAAGCGAAGAACGCACAAAUUUUUGUUAUAUUGUGAGAGAACUAGAAUCUUUCAUGUCUGACAAAUUGUUAAAAGAGAGAUUAGAAAUUGAUACACUUCAAGAUGUCGGUACUUUGAAGAACAAAAACUUUUAUACCAAAUUUAUCAAAAUCAAGACUAAGUUGUAUUAUAAACAACGUAAAUUUAAUUUGUUUAGAGAAGAAAGUGAAGGAUAUGCUAAGUUAAUUGUAGAACUAAAUCAAGAAAUAAAUGAAGAUACUGAAUGGAAAACAAUAUUGGAAAUUAUGCAAUCUUUGAUAGGAUGCUUCAAUUUAGAUCCAAAUAGAGUUUUGGACAUUAUUCUUGAAUCAUUUGAAGCACGCCCACAUUUAGAGAAACUUUUUAUACCUCUUAUACAAAAUUAUAUGGGUGAUCCACAUGUGAUAUCUGAAGUACUUGGUUUUAAAUUAAGUAACAUGGAAGUUUUGGAUACAUAUAAAGAACCACCUCCCUUAAUGACUGUUAUAGCUUUACUCUUACAACACCAAGUAAUAUCAUUAGAUGAUAUCUAUCCUUGGUUAAGACCUGAUGAUUUAAUAAUGGCUAAAGAAGCAGAAAAGGAAGUAAAAGCAGCACAAGACUACAUUCGUAAACUUAAUAUUGUGUCUACAAAAGGACCACAAACAAAUGGACCAACUGAAUUCAUUGAAGAAAAAGCUGACCCUCAGGAAUAUUGGGGUAAUCAGAAGCUGGUAUUAGGAGAGGCACUGUUAAGAGUGAAUGCUUGGCGUGAGUUCGCUGCCCUUUCUGCUCGCUUACCCACCACAUUAAUGGCGCCUCGACCUGCAAUCGCCCUUUGCAGCAUGUUGCACGCCUUGAUUGAACCCUUAUACCGAACACAUUGCCGUGUGGCUCCCAAAAUUCUAGGCAAACCAAUACCACUUCUAACUUCACCACUAGCACCAAAAGCCUGUAAUACAUUUGAAGACAUAAAAGAGACAGUAAUUCCAGCUUUAAUUUUACUUGGGCCAUCUCUCCAUCAUGAUCCCAUAUUAAUGUACAAAAUAAUCCGUAUACUAAGAACGUCACGUUCGAAACUAGAAGAUCCUCUUCAUCAUGAAGCUCUGACUGUGCUGGACGCUGCCAUAUUACCAGCACUUACAUUGAUGGACGGAAAUUGUUGUAUGGCUGAAGAAGUCUAUACUCUUCUGAAGUUAUAUCCUUAUCAAUGCCGGUAUUGUUUAUACUCACGUUGGAAGAACGAAGCCGGUGAAAGGAUACCUUCGCUCAUGAGGGUGCGCGGCAACUCUUUGCAAAGAAUCAAGCACAUCAUGAAACGUGUUUCUAAAGAAAAUAUAAAACCGCAAGGUCGCCACAUAGGGAAACUAUCACAUGCGGCGCCUGCGUUCCUUUUCGAUUACAUGCUGCUACAGAUACAGACGUACGACAACCUGAUCGGGCCGGUGGUGGAGUCGCUCAAGUACCUGACGUCGUUGUCGCUGGACGUGCUGGGGUAUUGCCUGGUGGAGGCGCUGUGUACGGGGCGAGGUGCCGUGGCCGGGGCGGCACACCCCCCCUGGUUGCAGGCGCUGGCUGCCUUCGCGGGCGCCGCCUUCAAGAAACACAAUAUUGAGCUCACCGCGCUACUGCAGUUCGUGGCGAACAGGCUCAAAGCGCAGCAGAGCCAAGAUCUGUUAAUUCUUAAAGAAAUCGUACAAAAAAUGGCUGGUAUAGAAGCUGCUGAGGAAAUGACACCGGAACAGUUAGAUGCGAUGGCUGGAGGUGAAUUACUGAAGGGAGAAGCUGGAUACUUCUCCCAAGUUCGCAACACCAGAAGAUCAUCCGCUAGAUUGAAAGAAGCCAUAGUUGGAAAUAAUUUGGACAUAUCGUUAUGUAUAUUAUCGGCCCAGCAACGACAUUGUUGUGUCUGGAAAGAAUAUGAAGAAGAAAAGCCAACUAGUGGAGAACCGCCGGGGUCGCAACUAAAAGUUGUCGGUAGGUUAGCUGACCAGUGCCAAGAUGCUUUAGUUCAACUCGGCACGUUCUUGGCAUCAUCGCAUGCACCAGAUGAGUACGCAGCUCGAUUACCGCCUUUACAGGAAUUGCUACGUGACUAUCAUGUUGAUGCAGACGUUGCAUUUUUCCUACACCGCCCAGUGUUGACUCAAAAGAUAGCUGCCAGAGCAGAGUUCCUUCGUAAGGGUAUCGACGCCAAAACUGACAAUCUCGAUAAAAGCAUCGAAAGAUAUAUGCUAGCGUCGAAGGAAACAUUGGAGCCAAUACUAACAUCUGUUACUCCUAUGUUGCCUGCUAGAGUGUGGGAAGAUAUUUCACCGGAAUUCUAUGUGACUUUUUGGUCUUUGUCAAUGUAUGACCUUCGCGUGCCCGUCGAAAGUUAUGAAAGAGAAAUAGAACGCCUAAAAACAGCAGCAGCUAAUGCCGCAAAAGACACAUCUCAAGGCACCAAGGGCAAGAAGGAACAAGAACGCUUCAACACUCUCAUAGAAAAAUUACAGGAGGAGCGGCGUCGUCAACAAGAGCACGUAUCCCGCGUAUCAGCGCGCCUCCAACGCGAAUGCAGCGGCUGGUUCCCCGCGCGCGCCGCCAAGUCAGCCAAGAACGAGACGGUGACGCGGCUCAUGCAGCUGUGCCUGUUCCCGCGCUGCGUGUUCACCGCCACCGACGCGUUGUACUGCGCCGAGUUCGUGCACACAGUGCACUCGCUCAAAACGCCCAACUUCUCCACGCUGCUGUGCUACGAUCGGUUGUUCUGCGACAUCACGUACUCAGUGAUGUCUUGCACGGAAGGCGAGGCGGCGCGCUACGGCACGUUCCUUUGCAAAGUGUUGGGCACGGCGAUGCGCUGGCACGGAGACAAGACCGCUUUCCACCGCGAGUGCGCGCACUAUCCCGGCUUCGUCACCAAGUACCGCGUCUCUAAUCAGUUCACUGAGGCCAAUGACCACGUCGGCUACGAAAACUACAGGCAUGUGUGUCAUAAGUGGCACUACAAGAUAACGAAGGCUAUGGUGGUGUGUUUGGACUCCGGAGACUACGUACAAAUCCGCAAUGCAUUGAUUGUGUUAAUACGGGUCCUGCCACACUUCCCAGUAUUAGAGAAACUGGCGCAAAUUAUCGAGAGAAAAGUUGACAAGGUCAAAGAUGAAGAGAAGACACAGAGGCAGGAUUUGUACGUACUCGCAACUGGUUAUAGUGGUCAAUUACGUAACAAGGUUCCUAACAUGAUGAGAGAAAGUGAUUUCCAUCAAGUGGGUGAUAAACACAAGGUUGUAAACGCAGCGAACGCAGUACCAACCGUAGCACCUAAGGAGGAACCACAAGCACCUAAACAGGAGCAAGAGUCUGCUUCCCCACAACAAAUACCAGAUGAGAAACGUGAAACUCGUAGUAACGAUAAGCGUAAAGAUGAGGUAGAACGCGACAAAGAAAUAAAACGUGAAUCACGGGGAUCUGUCAAGGAGCGUAAUAAAGAUGAAGUUCGCGGCAAAGAAAGGUCACCUAGAGACAGAAGUCAUAGGGAGGAACGUUAUUUGGAAACUGUUUCACCUCCGCAUGAUCAUCGUCACCUACCCGACGACAUAGAUCGAGACGUGAAGCGUCGUAAAGUUGAAACCAGCAGCAAUGGCAAGGGUAACAAAGAGAUAGAGGAACGUUCACCUGAAAAAGAAAAACGAAAAGCUAAGGUUAGAGGAGACGAACGUAAAGAGCGUAAGAUGAGCCGAAAGAGGGACCGCACUGAAGAAACUGCCAUAUUAGAACAAAAGCGUAGGCGAGACGAACAGAAAGCUGUCAUCAAGAUGGGAAGUCAUCAAAAUGGUUCACAAGAAGACCAUCACUAUGAAAAAUAUCACAAAAGAGAGAAGUCACCGUUUCGGGAUCGGUCACAUGAAGAGCCUCGUGAUAAGCAAUAUCCUUUUCAUAAGACCCGUUCAUUUUCUAUCAGAAAGUUGAGUUGUCAAAUAUUUAGAUUAUUACACUGACGCGGCAUGGUGCCAGCCAUUGCGAUAAUUGUCUAAAUAGUCUUGUUCUGUCGAGUGUUGUCUGAGUACAUCUCGGCCAUCAAUGUUAAACUUUAGGUUCAGCCACUCCGAUAAUAAAACCGGGCUCCCACGAGGCGAUUUUAGUUGGUCUACUGCUAUAUCGCAUGCGAUUUGAACCCUCUGAACAGAUUUUCAAUCGAAUCGAAGUUAUGAAAGCAAUUGAACGAUAAAAGUUGAUCACGAUAAAAAUCGCCUCGUGUGAACCCGGUAUAAUCGACGCUUAGGCGUUGUCCAAUAAGAGGACUAGCCGCGGUGCCUAAAUGAUCGACUUUUAUAACAACAUGACGUAAAGAGGCAUCUCGUUUCAAUCGCUAUUUUAGCCUAGUUUUAAAAGAGUGCACAAGAUAGUCUCACGGGUUUUUAAAUAUGAAUAGGGGUGAUAUUUAAAAAAAAAAUUAAUUAUGUACUUUUUUAUCUAAUAUUAUUUCCUUAACAACGCUGCACUAGAAGGUCGAACGAGUCCAAAAUGAGAAGAUGAAGAAGUGAUGUGGCGCUGGUGUGAACAAAAAGCGAAGAAGGAAACAAAUUGAAUUGCAUAAAUUGCAUGACAUGCAGGGAUGACUAAUAUUAAAAUAAAAUUUGGAUGAAUUAUAUCAUUUUAUUUCAUUCGCCACUUUCGCUUUGCAAAAAUACCGAAAAGAUUUUGGCCAAAUUAAGUUUGCUUGCAAAGAUUCUCAAUAAAAAAAAAUGAAUCGUAUUUGUCGAAGGAAUUCGUGUUAUGCUCUGCAGCAGCGACACCCCAUGACCUGACCUGGUGAUCUGAUAUAACUUAAUGUGGUGUACCAAGUACGUACAAUCGAACAAAUUGAUUCCUGAACCAACACACUUGCCUGCUAAUUCACAACAAAAUGACAAAAUAGAAGUUUUCUUGUCCCCACUGCAGGGGCAAAGGCCUUGUCUAUGGAUGGAAUAGGAAGAUUGGGCCAUGACCCACCCCGCGGACUCUGUGCGGAUUGUUGGGUGUUGACAACUGCAGAUGCAGCCUGGACCAACGGAUUAUCGUGCCUUCCGAAGCCCGGAGGAGCUUGAGAUAAUAAGAUUCCGGUCACCCAUCCACUAACCGAUCAUUGCGAACCAUCCGAAAGAUUUAAUAUCUUAUUCCUUGGGUUAAUAGACUUGAAACUUGGCACCAAUACUUUUCUAAAUAAAGUUUGUCAUUUUUAGUUUUACUAUGGAUGGAUGGAAAAAUAGAUGAAUUUUAACUAUUGAUUAUUAAUUCGAAACCUAACUACUAUUUUACUAAUAUCAGAAAUAAAGAAUGACGUGUAUCAGGAUUUUUUCUAAUCUACCCCUAACGAGGUAAAAAAGGGGAAAGUGUGAAUGAAUAAUCUUAUUCUUUGACUUAAUAGACUUUGUCAUACCGUAAAGGGGGGUUAUUUGGAAUUUGCGAAAAAAAAUAUUUUGACAUGAAUAUUUUUUUAUCUGCAUGUAAUAGGAAAUAUAUUUUACCACCUGGCAAUGGAACAACAUUUUAUGUCAAUGUCAAAUUGGAAUUUUGGAGGUAAUUGGCGAUAAACAUUGAGCAGUGCGUCGUUCAAAAAAUCGGAAAAUUUGGGUAUAUUUUGUGGUGCCAAAACUUUCGUCUGGUACACUACAUCUAGAAAGGUAUGUAGAGAGUGAAAUAGAUUGCGAAAUAGUGUUUUUCAUCGGCAUUACAGUGAUUGAAUUAACUUUUUUCUAUCUCUUACGGCCUGUCAUGCUAUUCGGUUUUUUCACUAUGGGGCUUUUUGGUUUCGGUUUUAAUUGAAGCUUUGUUUUAAAUAGCCCAUUGAAAGUCUGUCAAACUUUGCUGUCUUCUAUUCAUCGUUUUAAAUAACCCCAAUUGCUCAUUUUAACCUAAUUAAGGGUAAGAUGUUUUGGGGCACUAUAUUUUUACUUUUUUUUAAAUUUUAUACUACAGAUAUGCAAGCAUUGUCCGAACAUACCAAAAAAUUUGCAAAAACUAAUUACUGACCUACCUAUUAUUAAUAUGUAGGUAGUCUCACUUACUUAAUAAUUAAAUAAGUCAGUAAUUAGGUAUUGUAAAAUAACUAGAAAAAUCGUCAUUAAAUAAUAUUAUUAUUAAAAUAUAAUUCAUAAGUAAGUAGUUUUAUUUUAAAAUUAUUAAUUUAUUAAAUCUGAUAAUAUUAAAAUAGUUCCUACGUAAAUUAUUGUUUAUUUUUUAUUUAUUUGUGCCUGCCCAUAUAAUUUUUUCAUAAGUCUUCUAUCUGAUAAACCAACUGAUGAUUUUACUUUUUUUAAUCAGCGGGGAUAAAAUAGAAAAGACUUCCCCUUAAAUAUUCCAAAUAUUGCUUCAUUCUUGUUAAAACUCAUUGGAUAUUUAACGUUAUAUUCCAAAUAACCCCAAAGUUGCGACAGAUUAUCAUUACAUCUAAAUAAUUCAUGGUAAUUUUUCACCUUUUUAGUGACCGUAUGAUGUGAAAUUGACAUAAACUGAAGACAGCUCCUUUUUCUUUAACCUUUUCAAAUAUCGCUCAUUGGUUUCUUUUCGAAACGGUCUCACAAAAUAAGAAAACCAAAAGCAAUUAAGUCAGAUACCAAAUAACCUCAUCAAUGCGAUUUUUGGAACGGCACCUUUAAAACCAUGUAUCUAUAGAUCUGUACACAGAAAAUGUUCAAUUAUAGCAGUUAUUUAAAGAAAAUUGUAAGAUCUACCCAAAAAUAACGAUCUAUAUUGAUAAACUAACUGCAGUUUUUUGUAAAACACCUAUUUCAUAAAUAAAUGUCCCAAUUAGCCCCACCUUGCGGUAUUUGAUUUGCCUAUAUGUUGACCCGACUACUUUAUAAAAUUCAUCCCAUAAAUCCAUGCAGUACUUUUUGAGUUUAUCCCGGACAUACAUACAGACAAACAGACAAAAAUUCUAAAGACUGUAUUUUAGGCUUCGGUACCGACUGUAGAUCACACCCCAAGUAUUCUUUUAAAAAAAUAUUCAAUCUACAGUUUUGACUUUCCUACCAUUUUAUUAUACGUAAUAUCUAUUAUAUCUAGCUAUACCGCUGUUCGCGUUUUUCUUUUUUCCCAAAGGUUGACUGGGAGAGAAUGCUUUUAGCAUUAAGUUCGCCUUUUGUACCAUUCUCUUGUAUUUUGGUCAAUAAAGUUUAAAAUAAAUGAUAAUAAUAAUUGUUGAUUUUUUUCGGCCAUGCGCCACUUGUGCCCCCUCCCAGAAAAAAAUCCUGGAUCCGACCUUAGGGCCAAGUGUGGCAUGGGCCCAGUGUGGAUAGACUCAGUGCGAAAUGGACUCGGUGCGAACGCACCUGUUCUAUUGCUGACCAAACAAAAUUUUAAACCAUAUCCACAACCAUCGCCGUCACCAGACACAGCAAGCCGGACUUGAGAAGUGCUCGGUGGACCUCCAAAAAGUCCAUCGUCUGCACAGGCCAUUAUACAUGCCUAUGUUUCUUAAAUUUAGGUAAAUAUAUUAGAAAUAAAAAAUAUCCAGUGGGUCCAUCACUAAUACACGUAGGGGCCAAUUAUUGUACCUCGAGGGUCAAUCGCUAUUCAUUUGAAACUUUUUUUGUUGCAUUUGAAAUAUUUUAAUCUUUACAUAAUUGAGCUGUUCUUAUUUUAUCAAUCCUAUGCCUAUUUAACAGCAUUGUGUAAUUAUAUUCAAUCGAAAACUAAUAAUUAAUCUACACACAAACAAAUGAAGAAUUCCGCAUAAGGGGCCAAUCAUUAUACAGUAUAGUCUACCCUAUAGAGCUUGAGAAUAUUGGGUAUAGCCUGGAUUACUCUUAGGGCAUGAGCUGCCUACGCCUCAAGAUGGCUUCUGUAGCCUCUGUAGGGCGAAAACCGAGGCAGGGGACGAAUACUUAGCAGAAAUACAAAGGGGGAGUGAUCCGAAACAAGUUUCGACAAGAGCGACACGGAAACCAUGGAACCGGGAUUUCUGCAGCAUGUGGUGUCGGUGUUAUUUCCCACCGUGGCCCCCAGAAUCUCUCCAUUAAUGGCGGCUUCCCUGGUGCCGGUAGUGAAAUAGAGUCCAGAGUUUUUAGCCGUCACAACGGAAGAGCUUGAGCAAGCGGUGGCAGUUCUCCGAACCAAAAGAAAGGGUCCAGGUGGCGUUCCUGGGAGGAUAAUUCCGUUGGUACUGGAGCAUCCUUGGGUAUAUUACCGAACGGUGUUGGAUUGAUGUUUCGAGUCUGCCGUGUUCCCUAAGCAAUGGAAACGAGGCAGGCUCUGUCUAUUGAGAAAGGAAGGGAAACCCAGCUGAUUCUCUGGCAGCAUAUCGCCCGAUAGUCUUACUGGAUGAAAUGGGUAAAAUCCUAGAGAGGAUAAUUGCGGAUCGUGUUGUCCACCAUUUGGCCACAGUGGGGCUUAAUCUGGCGGAGAAUCAGUAUAGUUUCCGUAGGGGGCGAUCUACUAUAGAUGCUGUUUUGGCGCUACGCCGAAUCGCAGAUAGGUCGCUGAGUCGAGGGGAAAUAGUAUUGCAGUAUCAUUGGAUAUUGCAAAUGCCUUCAAUACUCUUCCCUACAGCUGUAUGAAGGAGGCGCUGCGAUAUCACAGACUCCCGUCAUACUUAAGACGGAUCAUAGAGCACUACCUUGCAGACCUAGAGGUGCUCUAUGUUGAUAGGGAAGGAAAUAUGAGAUCCCAUCCUAUGGUGUGCGAUGUUCCACAGGGGUCGGUCCUUGGACCACUCCUGUGGAACAUCGGGUACGACUGUGUGAUCCGCGCGGUGCUGGUUCCAAAAUUGAAUGUCAUCUGCUAUGCAGAUGACACUGGUCAUUGCAAGAGGGAGCAGUUAUAGUGAGGUAAAGAGACGGGCAACGGGUGCGGUCUCGCUAGUGGUGAGCCGAAUAAGAGCACUGGGGCUUGGCGUGGCGGUUUCCAAGACUGAGGCAACCAUGUUUUACGGGCCGCGCUGCAGGCCACCUGCCAGGGCUUAUGUCGGAAUGGACGGAGAGAGGGUGCUGCUGCAGCCGUCUAUCAAAUAUUUGGGACUGCAGCUGGAUGGACGUUGGCAGUUAGUUGGAGCUGCUGCGGCACUUGGCAGACUAAUGCCAAAUAUUGGGGGGCCAAAUAUAAAGUGUAGGAAAAUACGCAGGGGUCAUACGUAGUAUGGCCCUUUAUGGAGCACCGGCCUGGACAGAAAGCUUAAACACGAAGAAAAAAGCACUUCUUCGUGAGGCUUAGAAAACAGUGUCAGUUCGGGCCAUACUAGCAUAGAGAACGGUCUCUUGGGCAGCGGCUUGUGUUCUAGCAGGAAACCCACCAUGGGAACUGGAGGCCCAAGUUCUGGCGGGACUACAUAAGGAGCGGACCCGGAACGCCCUGACAUAGAGAACCUGGUCAGAGUUAGACGCCAGACAGAAGAAAAUUUGGGGGAACUCUGGGGAGAAAUGAUGCGGGCUUCUAUGCUUGGCAUCCAGACAUAAGAAACGAUCUAUCCUAUGUUUAUUUAUUUAUUUAUUUCUACUUUAUUGCAAAACAAUCAGCAAAUGGCGGACAUAAUGCCAUAAGGCAUUCUCUACCAGUCGACCAGUAAAAGCGUGAGAAAUAAAAAUACGGGGGUGCAAUAUGGACAUAUGCUAAAUAAACCAGGUAGGUAAUAUAUAUAUCAAUAGAAUACAGAAAUAUUAAAAUAUAUAUACAAUACAUACAUGUAAAUAUAUAUGCUAUAUCUACAAUACAUACAUAAACAUACACAUAAUUAUGCCAGUCAAAUAUGAGAACGCAGAUUAAUUAUAUUAAGAUAAUGCUCACGAACCAAUCCCUUAAAUACAAAUUUGUUAGGAACUUUACGUAUAUUAGGGGGCAAGUCAUUCCAGAGUCGUACAGCCGUGAUGGUGAAAGAAAAUGAGACGAAGCCAGAAGAGUGGACGGGAGUAUGCAGACGGAAAUGUGAGAUAUGGUCGUAUUUACGUAAGCCAUAUAUGAAGCAAAUGCAGUUAUUGAGAAAACGAUCCAACUUAUUUAAAAGAUUUUCAUUAAUAUCUGGAUAACAUACGUCGGCAUAAUCGAUAAUAGGCAGAAUUAAAGAUUGAACAAGAGCAAUCUUGGUGCGAAUAGGCAGAGAAAACUUAAACCUGUAUAGAGAUCUCAAAGAAUUGGUCACCCUAUGCGAGACGAAAUCGACGUGGUCUAUCCACGAAAGUUUGUCAUCGAUAAUUAAACCCAAAUCCCUCACUUGAGUCGAAAAAGGAAUAACAACUCCAUCAUAAGAUAAUGAAUUAACCCUAGUAAGGUCAAGUUGGGUCAGCAGACGAGAAAUGCCAACAAUGAUUGACACUUAGUAGGAUUUACUGAAAUACCAAAAGAAGCUGACCAGUCACUGAUCACACUGAGGUCGCGAUUUAGACUAGCGACAGCCUCAUUCAAAUGAGGGCUGUCACUGCUGGCGUACAGUUGUAAGUCGUACGCAUACAGAUGGUAAGAAGAAGUUAGAAGUUCUGUGAGAGUAUUUAUGAAAAAAGAAAAGAGUGAAGGAGAAAGAAUACCGCCUUGUGGAACACCAGCAGUCUGCUCGCGCCAACCGGAUAACUCCUGAUCGAAACGAACAGCCUGCCAGCGAUCUCGAAGAUAAGAAGUAAACCACUUCUGCACUGAAGAUAAGAAUCCUAGUCGAGAAAGGACAGCUAUGAGAAUAUCAUGAUCAACAACGUUAAAAGCGUUUGAAAAGUCAAUUAAAACUAAUAGUGUCAGACGAGCAUUUUCUUGGCCAUCCCGGACAUCUUCAAGGACUUUGGUGAGAGCAGUAGUGGUACUAUGGCCGGGACGGAAACCAGAUUGAAAAGGGCAAAGAAGUUUAUGAGAAUUAAUAAAUGAAGUAAGUUGUUUGUGGACUGCGGCUUCAAUGAUCUUUGAUAAGAAUGGUAGAAUAGAAAUAGGCCUAUAGUGACUAAGCAAAGUGGGACUUUUGUUUUUAGGUAGAGGGAUAGUUAAGGCUUUACGCCAGAGAUCAGGAAAAGAUGCAGAUGUAAGGGAGAAAUUAAAUAUAUAAGUCAAGACAGGAAGUACAAAAUCUAGCACUGAAGUGAUCAUAGUUCGACUUUAAAUAUUAUCAUAGCCCACAUCAUUAGACUUAAUGGAUAGAAUUGUCUUUCGGACUUCAUCUUCAGUUAAGAAAUUGAAACAAAAUUCUGAAUUUGUUGAGGGGACCUUGGAAGAAAGAGCAGAGAUAGUAGAAAGUUUGAUUGGUAAGAAGAGGUUUAAUAGAAGUGAAAUGUUUAUUUAGCUCAUCUAACGGAAAAGACGGCUUAUGCGGAAGUUGUGAUUUACCAAUGCCAAGGGUACGGAGAAACUUCCAAGUAUCCGCAGAAGAAGAUUUCAGGAUAUUCUUAUGAAUGUAAUGGAGUUUAGCUUUUCUUACCAUCUGAUUGCAACGAUUUCUAGCAAUUCUAAAAGCAUUCCAAUGUAAAUCAGUGCGGCAUCUUUUAUAAAUGCGAAAAGCUUUGUCACGCUUUCGCAUGGCCAUAUGCACUCCAGGUGUAAUCCAGGGCGCCGGAGGACGUCUUAAUUUGACCUUUUUUAUAGGAGUGUGCCUAUCAAAUAACUUAAGAACCUCCGUGUUAAAGUAGGUGACCAUGUCGUUGGCAGAGGGCAUUUCUCGAAUAGGAGACCAAUCAAUUAAACUCGCAUCACGCUCAAGUUUUUCCGUGUCCAUCCUCGCAAAGUUCCGAAUGGAGAUCAUUUUAGGCUUCGAUUUGGGAGGCUUCACAUCAUAUGCAAUAUAAAUAAGAUCGUGUCUGGAGAAGCAAAGAGCAGAGAAUUGACCGAAUUUAACGACACGAUCUGAUCAAGAUACAAUGAUGUGGUCAAUCCACGAAUCUGAUGUAUUGAGAUUAUGAUGAGAAGGAUUAAGCUGUAAAAGGGAGAAGUUUGCCGACGUAAUUAAAGAACGAAGCUUUCAUGAAGAGGGUGAAUUAAUUAAAAGGUCUGAUUAUAAUCGAUGGCACAAGAAUCAAUCAAGACCUCAAAGUCAGAAAAGUAAUCAAUCGAAGGAGGGCAGUAUACGACUCCGAGGAUGACUGUGGUACCCCUAAUGUCAAUUUCAAGGAACAAAUGUUCCAUGCAGCCAUGAUGCGAAAAGGAUGUAUAUAAAAUUUUGGCUGGUAUGUGGCUUGACAAGUAGAUAGCCAUACCAUCACCGCCUUUACCGAUGCGAUCAUUGCGGAAUAAUUCGAAACCUGGAAUUAAGGCAUGGCUUUAACCAGGUUUCAGAUACAAGCACAGCGUGCACUGUAUCCGAAGAGAAGGUAUCGAGAAAGUCUGUAAUAUGGCAGGGAAUACUCUGUGCAUUUAUGUGACAAGCUUUAAAAUAUAUGGCGAAAUCGAUUAGUUCAUGUGAGAGCUCCUGUUUCAAAGAGAAAUCUAAUGAAGAAUUAAAGGAGUGAAACGACGAGCUACUAUCAUGUAAUGAGUAAAAAUCAUCUGUAUCUGACAUAACUAUUUAAAUAUAUAUAUAAAUAUAAAAAAAUACGAUAUUAAAUAGAUAACAAUAUUUAAAAAAAAAAGACAAAUAACCAAUAAAAGAAUAUGUUGGAUCGCUGGAGAAAGAGGGACCAUGGGUCGCUAACCUUUCGACUGGUUUAGGUGUUGUCGGGGCAAGGUUGCUUCGUACAAUAUCUGCAUCGGAUACAGAGAGAGGCGACCCCGUCGUGCCACGAGUGCGGCGCUGCUGUAGAUACAGCACGACACACCCUUGAGGAGUGUCCGGUGUGGUCCCAGCAGCGCCGUACUCUGGUAGCGGCAGUGGAUUGGGAUCUCUCUCUGCCCGGCAUGGUAAAUGCUAUGCUGGGCAGCGACAGAUCUUGGCAGGCC